This is a messenger RNA of Frieseomelitta varia, 1396 nucleotides long. RefSeq lists its product as uncharacterized. The coding region runs from base 292 to 1149 and encodes 285 amino acids. Lineage: Eukaryota; Metazoa; Arthropoda; Insecta; Hymenoptera; Apidae. Gene Ontology annotation, molecular function: DNA binding. The record is from RefSeq and is a predicted model, not a curated record. The transcript is spliced from 4 exons.
UACUUCAGUGCUACCAAAUAUGCGCCUAUUUUCACGCAUGCACGCUUCGCUAUAGUUGCAAAGAUAGCACACUAUUGAAUUUAAACAGCCAUAUAUCUCACAGUACCUUAAGAAAUGCAUCAAAUAUUUCGUCGUUACAAGAACUUUUUAUGCUGUAUAACGAGAAAUUUAUGCAUUGUAUCAAUAUAGCUAUGUUUUCUGACGUUGAUAUUUGAAGAGUUAUUCAUGUACAAUUUAUUAAAAUUGUUGGACUUCAUAUUUAACGCACUCUCCUAUUAGAAUAAAUUUUGCAUGCAUUAUAAAAUCAUGGACACAUUUUCUACACAAAGGUAUGAAACAAAGAUUGAAAGUUUUGACACAUGUAUGAUCGAUGCUGCAAAUCAACAGCGAGAAAUAUCUGAAACAGUCAGUGGACAGACAUCUCAAACAGCCAUAGAGAAUCAAGAAAAUCAUGAAAAUCAGCAGCAACAUGAAUCAGAGCAACAUGAAUCAGAGCAACAUGAACAAGAUCAACCUAAUCAAAUUUCACAGAUACAAUCUAAUACACAACAAAACAUGACUCUGACUCCAAUUCGAUUACCAGCUAUACUUGAUGGAGAAUUCUUUACAGUAAUUAGAGUAGAAGAUAGUAAUGUAACAGUACGGUGUUUACAAUGUCAAAAACAUUUAAAUGGAAAUUUAAAAUCCACUGGAAACUUUUUAAGUCAUAUCAAAAGAGUACAUCCUUUUAUGGUAGACAAAAUUAAAUGUAAAGCUAAUCAAAGAAAACCUGCAAUGAUAUAUAUUGAUUUAUCAGCAGAUAAAUGUCCAGAAAUAGUAAGAACAAAAAGAGGAUAUAGGAAAUGUUACAAAACAGAUGAAUGGCAAGCAGGAAAUGAAGAAGCUGAUGACCAAUCUAAUGAAUGGUCAGAAAAUCCAUUAAUUCGUAGACGUAAGUUAGAUGAAGCUGAAUGUUCUGAUCUUUUGAAAAUAUCACACAAUAAUUCAUUUGUAAUGGAAGAUGAAUUUGAUGCAAUUGGACGAAAUGUUGCAGCAAAACUCCGAAAUAUGAGAUUAGACCAAAGAAUUAUAGCUGAAAAAUUAUUAAAUGAUAUUUUGUUUGAAGCACAGUUAGGAAAUCUUCAUAGAGAUUCUAAUAUACAUGUAUGAAAAAAACAUAAUAGAUAAAUUAAGGAAUGUGUGUAAGUAGAUGACAUAGUUAUAAGUGAAUGAAUGUACUAUUUUAAUAAUAAUCUCAAAGUGAUUUUCUACCAAGAUUUAGCAAUCAGAUAUAAAAUAAUCUGAUCUAUUUUACAGACAUAUUUUUUAUUUUUUAGUGACGAAUAUUGCGGAAAUAAAGUGAUUCUAAUAAAGUGAUAGGUGUUUAAAUUUUAAUAUCCAAAGUCUUUAAAGAUGA